This is a messenger RNA of Puccinia graminis f. sp. tritici CRL 75-36-700-3, 1634 nucleotides long. RefSeq names its product glutamine synthetase. Lineage: Eukaryota; Fungi; Basidiomycota; Pucciniomycetes; Pucciniales; Pucciniaceae. The record is from RefSeq and is a predicted model, not a curated record. Bases 339 to 1424 code for a protein of 361 amino acids. The transcript is spliced from 8 exons. Gene Ontology annotation, molecular function: glutamine synthetase activity. Gene Ontology annotation, cellular component: cytoplasm.
UGAAGCGUGUUCAACGCAAUCUGGGGACUUCCGAUUACAGCUGGUGUAUGUCUGUGUAUGUCAGUUAGGAAGUGGGGAGUUCAACGGUCGGAAGAUGGAAUGGAGGCUAUGCAAUUGUGAGAGUGCAGGUAUGCAAUAAGCCCCAGAUCGGGCCAAGGUUUUCGUCCCGCUGAUUCCGGGGGAACACCACACCACCGCACUGCUUGCAAUACUCCUUAUCGCCACCCUUAUCCAACUCAAACUGGCUUACAAACAACUAUAAGAACACCUCACCACACACCACUUCACCAUCAUCUCCUUCACUCAAACAAACAAACCAACCUACCAACAAACCAACGAUGUCUGUCUGCCCUACCACAUCAGCACCCGGCCAUCUGGCCAAGUACAUGGACCUCCCUCAACCUGAGAACUUGAUCCAGGCUGAAUACGUUUGGAUCGACGGAAGUGGUGGCUUACGUUGCAAGACAACCACGAUGGAUCUGCCAGCUUCUGGUCAAGUGACCGUGGCCGAUUGCAAGGAGUGGAACUUUGAUGGCUCCUCAACUGCCCAGGCCUCGGGCCAUGACUCUGACGUCUUCCUCCGCCCGGCCGCCGUUUUCAAAGACCCGUUCCGUCGGGGCAAGAACGUCCUCGUUCUUGCGGAAUGUUACAACUCCGACGGCACCCCGAACAAGACCAACUUCCGAUACUCCUGCAAGAAGUCCAUGGAUGCCGCCGCCCAACACAAGCCUUGGUUCGGGAUCGAGCAGGAAUACACCCUGUUCGAUGCCAGUGGAACUUCUCCCUACGGUUGGCCCGCAGGUGGUUUCCCGGGUCCACAAGGCCCAUACUACUGUGGUGUCGGAACCGGCAAGGUUUUUGCCAGAGACAUCGUCGAGGCUCAUUACAGGUGUUGUCUGUACGCCGGCGUGACGAUCUCGGGUGUCAAUGCUGAGGUGAUGCCCUCCCAGUGGGAGUUCCAAGUCGGCCCAUGUGAGGGAAUCGACAUGGGAGACCAUCUGACCAUGGCCCGAUUCCUUCUCUACCGAGUCACCGAAGACUGGGGAAUCAAGGUCUCCUUCCACCCCAAGCCCUUAGCCGGAGACUGGAACGGUGCCGGAGCGCACACCAACUACUCUACCGCUGCCACCCGUCAACCGGGCGGGAUCAAGGCGAUCCACGAAUAUAUCGAGAAGCUCGGCAAGCGACACAACGAGCACAUCGCCGUCUAUGGAGCCGACAACGACCAACGUCUCACCGGUCGUCAUGAGACUGGUCACAUCGGAAACUUCAGCUCCGGUGUCGCUCACAGAGGCGCCUCGAUCCGAAUCCCUAGACACGUCGAAGCCACCGGCGAGGGAUACUUGGAAGACCGUCGUCCUGCGUCCAACAUCGACCCUUACCAAGUCACCGGAAUCAUCGUCGAGACUACUUUACUCCAAUAGAUUUGUAGCUCUCUCAGAAUAUCCAAACUUGUGUUUUAGUGUGUGAGACUCAAAAGAACGCUGUCUCUCACAAAGUCCUUUAUCCCCCCCCCACCUUUCUUUCUUUCUUUCUUCUCGCAACAUAACCCCCCCCCCCCUCCACGUGAUGUUCUUGUUUCCAUUCUUUACGUUUUGAGUCAGUAAUCAAUUGACGUCGUAUCAGUUUACCCU